GCUUCAAAUGCGCUCACUGGAUUAGAUAGAGGCGCACUGUGGAGAGAGAGGAAAAAGUUCGUAGCAAGGAGAGGCAGGACGACUCACGGAGCCCCUGUAGUCUCUCAUUUUAUGCCUCUAAAAGACUUUCUCUGCUACUUGUUAAGCGUCCCUGCGCUUGAAAUCAGCUUUUUUACGCGUCCGGAGGACAGAUUCUGCUUUUUAUUUUAAUAACUUAAGUUGAAAGUUCCCCCUUCCGCCCCCAACACCAUGGAGCUGCUCUGCCUCGAAAUGGACACCAACAUAAGAGCUCGUCCCGAUCCGAACCUCCUGCGCGAUGACAGAGUUCUGCAGAGAUUGUUGACUAUCGAGGAGAGAUUUUUGCCCCAGUAUUCUUAUUUUAAAUGCGUCCAGAAAGACAUUCAGCCCUUUAUGAGGAGGAUGGUCGCUACUUGGAUGUUGGAGGUCUGCGAAGAGCAGAAGUGCGAGGAAGAAGUUUUUCCUUUGGCCAUGAACUACUUGGACCGAUUUUUAGCAAUGGUACCAAUCAAAAAGUGCAACCUGCAGCUGCUGGGGGCAGUUUGCAUGUUUCUUGCUUCCAAACUGAAAGAGACUCGUCCAUUAACUGCAGAGAAGCUUUGCAUCUACACAGAUAACUCCAUUAGACCACAAGAGCUGCUGGAAUGGGAACUGGUUGUUUUGGGGAAGUUGAAGUGGAACUUGGCAGCCGUAACACCAAACGACUUCAUUGAGCACAUUGUGAGGAGGCUGCCACUCCCCGAUGAUAAGCUGGCACUAAUACGAAAGCAUGUCCAGACCUUCAUCGCCCUUUGUGCCACAGAUUUCCGAUUCGCCAUGUACCCUCCCUCCAUGAUUGCCACAGGAAGCGUGGGGGCUGCGAUCUGUGGCCUGCAGCUGGAUUCAGCUGACCACUCACAGUGGGGAGACGCCCUGACAGACCUGCUGGCCAAAAUCACCCACACAGAAGUGGACGUUUUAAAGGAAUGCCAGGAGCAGAUCGAGCGCGUUCUGGAGAGUAGCCUCCGCGAAGGGCGGCAGCAGCAGCAGCAGCAGCAAACUCAGAGAGGUCCCAGUGGGAAAGGCCUGGACGAGCUGGAUCAGUCCUCCACUCCGACAGAUGUCCGCGAUGUCAACUUGUGAAGCACCAGAGGGCACCGUUGCACAGGAUUUACAAAAAUCUUUAAAAAAAAAAAAAAAGCGUCAUGAAAAAAAAC
Messenger RNA from Cyprinodon tularosa, 1214 nucleotides. It is a transcript of the gene ccnd2a, whose product is annotated as cyclin D2, a. The record is from RefSeq and is a predicted model, not a curated record. NCBI's taxonomy places the organism in Eukaryota, Metazoa, Chordata, Actinopteri, Cyprinodontiformes, Cyprinodontidae. Gene Ontology annotation, molecular function: cyclin-dependent protein serine/threonine kinase regulator activity. Gene Ontology annotation, biological process: regulation of cyclin-dependent protein serine/threonine kinase activity; positive regulation of G1/S transition of mitotic cell cycle; mitotic cell cycle phase transition. Gene Ontology annotation, cellular component: cyclin-dependent protein kinase holoenzyme complex; cytoplasm; nucleus.